CCUUCAUCCAUACAGUAAGAAAAUGGAGCUGGCGAGUGGACACACACUAGUAGCUCUGGAAGGGGAGGAACUGAAGCGUCAGAAAGAGGACUGGAAAGGCUACACUCAAGGCCUAGUUCGUCUCAACCCCGGCAGGUGGCUCUUCCCGACCGACUACCAACUCUUCGCUAACAAGUUAUAUAAUUUCAAGUUCGACCCGACCGAUGUGUUGGUGCAAACGUGGAUGAAGUGUGGGACGACGUGGAUGCAGGAGAUACUAUGGACGAUGAGGCAAAACCCGAACCUGGAUCACGUCGAUCAGGGGAAACCUAUCAACAUCCGUGUACCCUUCCUGGACUGCGAUAUGUUCCUAGGAUCGACUGCCUUGCCGCCCCUUGAUUCGGAGUCCUCUUUAAUGAAGGAGUUUGCCAGGAUGUCCCCAGGCAAGGACCUCGCCCAGGGACUAUUCCUUCAACUGGCGGAGUCGCAGCAUCCUCCGCGUACCAUUAAAACUCACUUACCUCUCUCUCUCCUGUCACCAGAUCUUUUGAACACCGCCAAGGUGGUGUACGUGGCACGGCACCCAAAGGACGUGGUCGUAUCCUUCUAUUACCACGGACGACUCUUCAAAACUAUGGACUACGUGGGAAGCUUUGAUAAUUUAGUCCAAUACUUCUUAGACGAUGACCUGGUGUACGGGCCCUACUGGCGUCAUGUAAGGAGGCCUGGGAAAGCGUCAAAACCCCAACCUUCACUUUGUCUUCCGAGGACCUCAAGGCUGAUAUCAUGUUCGAACGAGGAAACUGAACGUCCUGGGCACAAACCUGACCCAGCAACAACGAGAACGUGA
This is a messenger RNA of Homarus americanus (American lobster), 829 nucleotides long. Its product is annotated as sulfotransferase 1A3-like. Gene Ontology annotation, cellular component: cytoplasm. The transcript has 6 exons. The record is from RefSeq and is a predicted model, not a curated record. Gene Ontology annotation, biological process: sulfation. Gene Ontology annotation, molecular function: sulfotransferase activity. NCBI's taxonomy places the organism in Eukaryota, Metazoa, Arthropoda, Malacostraca, Decapoda, Nephropidae. Bases 23 to 829 code for a protein of 268 amino acids.